Messenger RNA from Amphibalanus amphitrite, 2006 nucleotides. RefSeq names its product corepressor interacting with RBPJ 1-like. Gene Ontology annotation, molecular function: transcription corepressor activity. Lineage: Eukaryota; Metazoa; Arthropoda; Thecostraca; Balanomorpha; Balanidae. Gene Ontology annotation, cellular component: nucleus. The coding region runs from base 336 to 1475 and encodes 379 amino acids. Gene Ontology annotation, biological process: negative regulation of DNA-templated transcription. The transcript has a single exon. The record is from RefSeq and is a predicted model, not a curated record.
CAAGAUUCCUGUAGAUAGUCGAUCCAUGGAUUUGAUCCCAAGACUCAGAUAGUUGACCGUAAAAAACUGCUGCAUUUUAGUGAAGAAGCAUCAACGAUUUAUUCUGCGCCACAAAUGCCGACAAGGAACGUUUAUGUGCGCAGUUCGACAUUACGCACAUUACGUGUCAUUCUUGGUGUCAUUAGUGUUUUUAUAUACCUUGUUACGUGUGUUGGGAUAGAGCAAGGGAUAGAGCGGUUUGCUGCGUGUUUUUGUUUUUCUUGCAACGUAGUUCAACAUCGUUGGUUGUUACGAAUCGGCAUUAAGUAUUAAAUUGGUUAACUCUCGCUGGAACCAUGGGAAAGGGUUUUAAUAACUACAUGUGCAAGAAGUUUUUCCACCCUGGCUCCAUAGACAAUUUGAAGAGAGUAUGGAUGGCUCAACAGAAAACAGAUGCUGAAAAGAAGAAGCAGGAAGAACUUAAGGCACAGUAUGAUAAAGAGCAGGAAUUGUACAACAACAAAGCUCUUCUUGCGAAGGGAGAGAACAAGGAAAAGCUGAGCUUGAACUUCAUGUACGAGCCUCCAGCUGGUAUGAAAAAGGAACGAGAACGUGAGGACGGGGAACCAGAGUACAAAUUCGAGUGGCAGAGAAAGUAUAAUGGCCCAAGGGAAAGCUAUCUCUCGAAAGAUGAUGACACCAUACGUGACCAGCCAUUUGGUAUCCAGGUGAGAAACGUGAGAUGCAUCAAGUGCAAGAAGUGGGGUCACAUCAACACUGACAAAGAAUGUGAACUCUACACAGCUCCAUGGGAACUUACCAAUCCCACAACUUCAACUGACCCUCUUGAACUGAUGCAAGGGAUGCGAGAUAAUGGGCUUGCUCUGAAAGCUGGUGUUGUUGAAGGGACGGAGCAGAUCCCUGCCCAUCAGCUUGUGGCAUCAGAUGAUGGAGAAAGUGAGGAAGAGACUGAGGAGAUGAAGUUUAUCAAGUCCCUUUCUCAGAAAGACAAACUCAAACUGCUCAAAAAGCUGUCCAAGCUUCAAAAGAAGAAAAAGAAGAAGCAGAAAAAGAAGUCGAAGUCUAAGAAAAGCUCAUCUGAUUCAGACUCAUCAUCUGAAGAUGACAACAGCAAGGACAAAGUGAAGAGUGGAAGGAAGAAGCACUCUUCUCGUUAUUCUGAGGACAGUCAUGAUCGGGCUCGCAACAAGCGGAGACACCACUCUGAAGACAGGGACAAUGACCAUAAAAGAAGCAGGAGGGAGUCCGAUAAGGGGGAGGAUGGCAAAAGGCAUGGUCAUAGACGUGAGCAUGAGGAAGCAUACAUAAAACAGGAGGGUGAAAAACACAGAAGAGGUUCUCAUAGAUCAUAUGAUGAUAGUGAAAGGCAUCAUCACAGAAGGACAGUCAAAAAAGAAAGGGAUGAAGAAAAAGGUCACAAACAUUCUGAAAGAAGUAGGUCUGACUCUAAAAGAGGAUCUCACAAGCAGAGGUGAGCACAGAAAAAAGCAAGAUACUCUGAACAAUGAAUCACUUUGCUGGAGUAAAUGGCUUGUAAGGUGGUUUUCAGAUAAAAUGUGCUGAAAUUCAGGUACAUUUUUUCAGAAGAAUGUGUCACUUUGUCAGCUGAGCAAAUGAUGUAGUGUUGUUGUUUUGUAUCACUUGAUGUAAUUUUGUGUGAGUUAGGCUCUGGGCAAUGUCUUGUUGCAUUUCUUCAUGUAGGACACUUGCAGCAGCAUCACUAAACUGUGAAUCAACAGUGGACAGGUUGUGUCAUGUGUGUAUGGACCUAUGAAUAUGGUGCUGAAAACAUUGGUCUGUGUAAGGUGUGCUGAGAUUAAGUCAAGACCACCAGUGUAAGAAUAUAAAUGUCAGACCUGUCUCUGGCAUUUUUAGUGUAGCUAAUGUUUUGUAAUAGUACUUGCAUUUCCAGUGCUCAUUACUCAUGCAUCUCACAUGCAUGGUGUAGUAUUGUGUUCUACACAUGCAAAGUGUUAGUUGUGACUUGUGAAUACACUAGGAAGUCA